Molecule: messenger RNA, 942 nt
Organism: Lucilia cuprina (Australian sheep blowfly)
Lineage: Eukaryota; Metazoa; Arthropoda; Insecta; Diptera; Calliphoridae
Product: phosphatidylinositol 4-kinase type 2-beta-like
Exons: 3
Coding region: 1-942 (313 amino acids)
Biological process (GO): phosphatidylinositol phosphate biosynthetic process; endosome organization; Golgi organization
Cellular component (GO): plasma membrane; lysosomal membrane; endosome
Molecular function (GO): 1-phosphatidylinositol 4-kinase activity
Source: RefSeq, a predicted model, not a curated record
AUGUUAAACGAAACUGGUUCCUUUCAACUGUUUGUUGAAGGUUAUAAAGAUGCCGAUUUCUGGUUGAGACGAUUCGAACAGGAACCUCUGUCAGCCGGACUAAAUAAAUCAUUUCAAUUACAAUUUGAACGUUUGGUUGUCUUAGAUUACAUCAUACGCAACACAGAUCGUGGCAACGAUAAUUGGCUUAUCAAAUAUAGUCAACCGAAAAUAACGAAAAAAGUCAAUGGUACCGGUGGAAAAUCAUUGGCAUCCAGUCAAAAUGAUAUAAAAACUGAAAAUAUCAUCAAUACCACAGACACACUAGAUCAAGCGCAAAAUAAUAAUAUUGUCAAUCUUAAUAAGAACGAAAAUAAUAAAUUAAUCGAUGUAGCAAUAUCGGUAGCUAGUUCGGGAUCACUGGCUGAAUCGAGCAGUAGUAGUACCGGUAGCAGUUUGGGUGAUACCAAUCAGGCAGCGGCUGAUAGUCAUAGUCAAAGAUCAGCGGAUCGACCUAACGAUUGGAAUAUGGUAGAUGCGCCACAAAUACGAAUAGCUGCCAUUGAUAAUGGUUUGGCAUUUCCCUUUAAACAUCCUGACUCGUGGAGAGCUUAUCCCUAUCAUUGGGCCUGGUUGCCACAAGCUAAAGUGCCAUUUAGUGAGGAAAUAAAACAAUUAGUACUGCCACAAUUGUCUGAUAUGAAUUUCGUAGAAGAAAUGUGUACAGAUUUAUUUUAUUUAUUUCAACAAGACAAAGGAUUCGAUAAAAGUCUCUUCGAGCGACAAAUGUCAGUGAUGAGAGGACAAAUCUUAAAUUUAACACAGGCCUUAAAAGAUGGCAAAUCACCGGUACAACUGGUACAAAUGCCAGCUGUUGUUAUAGAAAAAUCGAAGGCUUCUCGUGGCUUUUUCUCUUUUACUCAGCGCUUCCAAAAUAAAAGUCCUUUUUUCUCUUGGUGCUAA